Megalobrama amblycephala (Wuchang bream) is the source of this 2925-nucleotide messenger RNA. RefSeq names its product FXYD domain containing ion transport regulator 6 like (gene fxyd6l). The record is from RefSeq and is a predicted model, not a curated record. The transcript is spliced from 12 exons. Gene Ontology annotation, cellular component: membrane. Gene Ontology annotation, molecular function: sodium channel regulator activity. The coding region runs from base 2058 to 2396 and encodes 112 amino acids. Gene Ontology annotation, biological process: regulation of sodium ion transmembrane transporter activity. NCBI's taxonomy places the organism in Eukaryota, Metazoa, Chordata, Actinopteri, Cypriniformes, Xenocyprididae.
UUGUUGUCUUUCCUUGUGGUUGUUUUUGCUAGUUAUCAUUUUGAGUUGAAAACUUCAUGUAAUUUGCCUCUGCAAGAUUCUUCUCCUAAAAUCGACCUUUCUUUUCUGCUUUGAGUUUGGAUCCACAAAACCUAAUCCUAUUUGCUUCCAACAUGGAUGAAAUUCACGAGUACGACAAGCCAUUUCAUUAUGAUUAUGAAUCUCUGAGGAUCGGUGGUAUGGUCUUUGCUGUGAUUCUCUUCUUGAUGGGAAUCUUCCUCAUUGUCAGCCGGAAAUGCCGCUGCAAAGGCAAGAAGUCAAAGCCAGUGGGACUUGACACAGAGGCAGCAAGAGGUGCAAAAUAAAGUAAACUGAGGGAACAGAAACAGAAAGCAUGGCUACUUAAGGAGAAUCUUAAUCAAAACCGUGGACAUUUGGAAGAAGAAAAGGUCACUUGAGGAUUUAGUUCUAGUGUUCGCCACAAUUUUUAAAUAUGGCAAUAUGUCUUUGUCUCUUGUAUACAGAGCACGAGUGCUCCUUUUUAAAAAUCGAAAAGUAAAAAAAAUAAAUGUUUCAAUAAAACUGUUGAUUCCUAGCUAGAACUACUUUGCCAUAAUAUUUAAUUCAGGAGCUGAUAUCUGUGAGAUUUGUCUCUUAACUUUUUGUCAUGUGCUUUUCAGCUCUCGGUGAAGUUCAUAAAAUGUGUAGUAUAGUAUGUGUACGUGCUCGGUAGCUAAAGGAUACAGUAGGCAUUUUAUAUAUUUUGUAAAUUGUCCUUCCAGUGUUGUCACUUUGCAGAGUUAACAAUAAAGCUGUACACUGUAGUUGAAAAUAAAGUGAUUUCUAUGGAAUGUUAAGUGUCAUCGAGAAAAUGACGUAACAGUUAUGUAACAUUUGUGCUUGGCAUCUGCCCUGGUCUGUCUCUCCUAUUCAGUGUUAUAAAUAGUUGACCCGGUUAUUAGUAAUAUUAGUACAACCAGUUUGAUAUUGCAGCUGUGUAGUUGAUUUUGCAAUAGUAUUUACAUUCUGUAAAAAAAAAAAAAAAACUGCGCAUGUUAAAUAAAUUACACGGGUCUCUGGAAUACUUAAAUCUAAUUGGUCAGUGUGUGGGCAGAUAUUUGUGAAGAGUGAAUGUUGCCCAUGGCAACAUAAAGGUGUGUCGUAUUAAUUUGCGCUUCUUUUUUUUUUUAUUUUGUCUUUUAAUCCAAAUCACCACAAGUUGGAGUAGAUAAUUGGCGCCAUCUUGCGAUUCAAAGCGAUUACUACGACAACAAAUGCUAUAUAUGGGACGCAAUGAAUUCAAGAAUAAAGCGAAAAUAUCAGCCUGUAGAACAAGGAACCGAAGAGAUGCAUGAGAACACUUUUAAAAUAUAUAAAUUGAAAACUAGUCCAUAGGGAAAAGUAAAAUGGUUGCAGAUUUACAAUGAUGGAGUACUAUUCUAUUCUUUCUUGCAGUGUUCCUGUGAUUUUUCUAACCCAAACGACAUUUCAUUCCAUGUAUUUUAUAAGUAGUCUGGAAAUAAGUUUAUUUUUCGACCAUUUAUCGCUUACGUAUUAGAGUAGAUACAGUGGAUAAGGUGUUAGGAAUGGAUUAAGCAAAUGAACAAUAAUAUAAAUCUAUGAUUUCAUCGGCGUUACGCUUUAAAUAAUUCGUAAUAAUCAUUUGACAACUGGCUUUUGUUUGAGCGCGUACAAAUCAAAUACAUCCCGAGGUGCACAAUCCACGCGCAAAUCUUUCUGAGUUUGUCGACCGUCCUCCUGCAGACCCCAGUCCAGUUGCUGCAUAGGUGGGGUUCUGUGUGUCGCAUGUAUUCACUGGGGGUGGGGGAGGUGUUUGGCUCAGGAUCCCCACCGCAUUGGCCAGUACGCAUUUUAUCUACCUAACGCCAGACCGGGGAGCUUCCCCUACGAUUUAAAGGGAACACCCACAGAUCUGCACCGCUAGGGGGCGUAAGUAUGUAACUUCCGAAGCCCAGCAUCGACGCAGUGCUCCACCAACGCGCUGCCUUCAUUCACGGUGCUCAAUUACAGCCUGUAGCAAGAUAAAGGAAUCCCUGUCCAGAGAGAGCACUGCAGUAAUGGCAGCUUCAACAGAGUCAUACAUGCAUAUGGACCAGAGUGCCUUUGAUUAUGAUUACGAGACGUUGAGGACCACGGGUGUCACCCUAGCUGUGAUUAUGUUCGUAGCUGGGAUUCUUAUUGCUCUGAAUCUAGUCCAGUGGAAGGCCCUCAGCCACCAAAGACAGAAGUUCCCCCUCAAACGGUGUAAAGCGGAUGGUGCGAUGGGGCGGCUCGUUAUAGCGAGAGGAAAUGCUCAGAUGCACAAAGUUACUUACAGGAAUGUGGAGGAGAGUAGAACCUGCUUGACCUCUUUUUGUAACCUCAGCCUAAAUGCUGAUCUAUUGCUGUACUUUUAGGUCACUCAGUAGCACUUGUGCUACAUUAUAUCCUUUUGUGUUCAUAUAGCGCUAAUGACACCUUUCAUCUGACUGCAGUUAUUUUGCUUAUGCAUGAAUCAUUUGCUUUUAUUGAUAUUAUAUGAGGCUUUGAUCUAAAAAGGCAUUUACGGAAAUAUUUACAGAGAAUAACGAUUAACGGACUGACUCAGACUCAGUUCUUUAGACAGAUAUGAUGAAAUUGAUAUUUACACUAGUUUACAUUUUAAUACAGAAUAAAUGACUUUUUAGCAGCUCUCCAGCAUGGAACUAUGCACAUUCCUGUGUGUCGCCCUGUGUAAUUUGUGCAUGCCAGGUUUCAACAAAAUGUAAGACAACUGUAAAAUUUUAGUAUUUAUGUCUUGUAUUUUAUAUUAUUUUAGAAUUUUAGUUAUUGAAUAUUUAUUAUUUGUAUAUUGAAAUAUACUAUUGAAUCCAUUCCAUCCAUUAACAGUUUUGACAACAACCAUAACAAGAUAAUCUAAAAAUGCACACCUUUUUUUUUUUUUUU